ACAAAUUAAUUCGGUAUCGGAAAUUCAGUCUUAUCGUAAUAUUUUUCACGAUUAAUUGCUAGAAGUGACGGGUAUUAAUCGAAAGCUCUUUAUCUCAUCGUAAUAAAUACUGUUUACCCAAUGCAGUCAGCGAUACAGAUUACCUGAACGACGGAAGAACUCAUGAAUCUAGGCAAGGUUUAGCAAGAUAGCUGUUCGGGAAUUUUUAAAACUAACUCGCACAGAUAUGCGGUGGGAUUUAAAUGCUAAAAUAUUCUAAGCAGGAGAAUAUCGUAUAGAGAGAAUAUUAUAUUGUAUAGGAGAAUAUUAAAUCGUUAGCAUGUGAUCGGUGACCGAAGCCGCGACCAAGUCAUCAUGUGACGAUUACUGUUCUCCACGUCAUCGCGGGGGAGGCUGAGGUCGUUCAGGAGAGAGGGAGUUCGCCCCAUUCGUGAACCACGACGCGUUUAAAUGGCCGGCCGCGCGUCGAUUCCAAUUCAGUUUCGCCAUUACACCGCGAAAACCGGUCUGAAAUCUCGCAUACCCCCGUGUGAUAUAUGAAUAUAUACUUAUUGUAGAUCUUUCGGAAACAUCUUUCUUAUUUUUGCGUUUCGUUUUCGAUGAUUCCUGUGAAUAUAAGUUAGUAAUAGCAAUAAUAACUGGAGAGACAGAAUCGGAAGAAAAUUGAACAUUUAUAAAAAGAGAAUCGGAAAUUAUAAGAAUUUCUCGUAAUUUGCAAAAAGCAUUUAAAGCGAAUGUUUCUUUUCUUUUGUGACAAAUGCUUUUUGCCGCUUUGACAAAGCGGCAUUGAAAAUAAGCGCUUUAACGAAGCGCGAUGAUGUUUCGAGCUAGCAGAGAGAAGUAUCCUCGGGAUUGAACGUGAAACCCGAAUUUCUUGAUAAAGAAAACUGCGCUUUGGCGUUUUGUGAUUUUUCUUCUCCUUGCAAGGACAAUCUUCGAGAACAAAAACGGAUCUUCUUCAAACCAAGUACUUAACAAAUACUAAAGAUGAAAAACGGUAACAGUUCGAUAGACAGCGGACAAAGGUUGGAGGGCUACGUGAAUCACGGCUUAAGUGAAUCUACCAACAAUGUGGAUCUCAUUCACUCGUAUCAAUCUUUUCAUAAUUCGCACGGAAAUCACCGAGACAUACAGGGUUCCUCGGAUUUUAUCUUGAUCGAAGAGUCAGGAGAUGAUGAGGUCAAGCAGCAGGAAGGUCUUUUAAGCUCGGCGUUGCAAUAUACAAGGCGGCGUGCCAGGGCCAUAUGUACGAAGAAAACCCUUUACAAAAGAUUGCCGCUCUUGAGCUGGCUACCAAGGUAUAACAGUCAAGAUGCGCUCGGAGAUCUAGUGGCCGGAAUUACCGUGGGUCUCACCGUUAUUCCUCAGUCACUAGCGUAUUCGAAUGUCGCCGGUUUACCGCCACAGUACGGUUUGUAUGGUAGCUUUCUGGGUUGUUUCAUCUAUGUAAUUUUUGGAUCCUGCAAAGACAUACCCAUGGGACCUACUGCAAUAAUUUCUUUGCUGACUUAUCAGACGAUAUCUCAUUUAGACUCCCCGAUACAACAUGCGAUUUUGUUGUGCUUCAUAGCCGGAAUUGUAGAGUUAAUAAUGGGUAUAUUUGGUCUCGGAUUUCUGAUAGAUUUCGUCUCCGGACCAGUAAGUUCCGGAUUUACGUCGGCGGUGGCUUUGAUAAUCGUCACGUCGCAAAUCAAAGAUAUCCUUGGCAUCCCUGCCAAAGGUUCCCAAUUUAUUGAAAUGUGGCAUAGUAUCGGUGGGCUGAUACACGAGACAUCAGGCUGGGAUGCUACUCUUGGAGCAUCUUGCAUAGCAUUACUGUUAAUUCUGAGGUUAUUAGCCGCGUGCAAAAUUGGUCCGGACAAGGAAGAACUUCGUACUACAAAACAUCGCAUCAUGAAUAAAUUCAUCUGGUUAAUCGGCACUUCACGAAACGCGCUUUUAGUAGUAGUUUGUGGUUUAUUGGGUUGGAGUUUCCAGGAUAAAUCGCCUGUCAAAUUGAUCGGUCAUAUACCAGGAGGUAUGCCCGCUGUACAAAUCCCACCUUUUGGAUACAUUAAGGAUAGCAAUACGACGCUCACGUUUAUCGACAUGAUCGGCAAUUUAGGCAGUGGUGUUCUCGUUAUACCGCUCAUCUCUCUAAUGGAGGAUAUCGCUAUUUGUAAAGCCUUUGCUAACGGAAAAGCAGUAGACGCUACGCAAGAACUGAUAGCGAUCGGUGUGUCGAAUAUUGGAAAUUCCUUUGUACAAGCUUUUCCGAGUACAGGAUCUCUCAGCAGAAGCGCAGUGAACAACGCUUCCGGCGUCAGGACACCGUUUGGCGGUGUUUAUACCGGUGUGUUAGUAAUUUUAGCUUUGCUGUUCCUUACCCCAUACUUUAGUUUCAUUCCACGUGCCACUCUAGCGGCAAUCAUCAUAGCCGCGGUCAUCUUCAUGGUUGAAGUCAGAGUCGUGAAACCGAUGUGGAGGACGAAGAAGUCAGAUCUUAUCCCGGGGGUGGGCACGUUCAUCGCGUGUUUGGUGCUGCAAUUAGAGAUAGGUAUUCUCUGCGGUGUCGGAAUAAAUAUUCUCUUCAUCCUCUAUCAUGCCGCCAGACCGAAAAUAACCGUGGAGAAACUCAAGACUCUUCACGGCAUUGAGUAUUUAAUGUUGACGCCCGAUCGUUGUUUGAUCUUCCCGUCGGUGGACUAUGUGCGCAAUUUGGUGACCAAAUACAGCCGGCGUGCCGAAAGCGUUGCAACGCCUGUAGUGAUCGACUGUUCACACAUCUAUGGUGCGGACUUUACGGCUGCUACAGUCAUCGAAACUUUGACAAAGGACUUUGCCUUAAGAGGCCAACCACUCUUCUUCUACAAUCUGAAGCCGUCAGUAUACGCCGUCUUCGAGGGUGUCGAACCUACGGACUUUACUGUUUAUUAUACUCAGGAAGCAUUAGACGACUUGCUGAAGGAGAAGGGAUAUACGAAGCAAAUUAAAUAGAAGGCGACAUGGAGAGCCGCAAUGGCUAGAAUUUUCGAUACAUUAACAUUUUCGAAGCGUAUUCUUUAAAACUAUCUGAAUCGGCAACAGUUGGUUACCGAGAAUACGCGAGAAUUGCAGAAAGACAUUACUUUGAUUAGACUUCAAAAUAAUGCGUUAAUUUCGCCAUGAAAGCGAAACUAUAAAGCAAUUAUAUAUUUAUAUACCGUUGUUCUCGGCGAUAUUUUGUGCGUGUAAAAGUUUAUUGUGAGACUUGGUAAUUUCAGGUAUUUAAAAAAAUAUUUUAUUUUUACUUUUCACAUUUGGAGAUUCACGCAACUUAAUAUAUAGCAAUAGAGAAAGUAUCGAAAUAAAGAAUACGCACAUAGAAAAUAUCGUCGAUCUAUAUUCAAUUUACGUUUAAUAGAAAAAACGUAACUUGUCGCGUGUACUAUAACGGAGAGACACGAAACAAUUUUGAUUCUCACGUAGAAUGGAAUUAGUAAUCGAAGAACGGCUGGAAAAAUACUGUUGUAUUUCUCGAAUAUAUAUAUAUAUGAUAUUACUGCCAUUAUGUACUUCGAAAAGAGAGAUACUAUUAAAAUAGAUUGGAAAUAUCCUAUACGAUAGGUAUGAUACAAAAAAAAAGAGAAAGAACAUUCAAAAAUCGUGUAAAAAAUUAAAACGCGCAUCCUAGAGGAUGUCUUUAUAACAUCUAUAGAUUCUUUUGUCAUCUUAGAAUAUUUAUUUAACUUUUCAAUGAAGCAAAGAUAUAUGUAUAUCUGUGUUACAUUCUCACAUCGAUAUUUAGUGUUUUCAGUGUAUUUGAAGUCCUUAUUUAAAAUCGUAAUGCAUGAAAAAGAUAUAUAAUAUACUGCAUUGUACAUUUUUAUACAUUUACUACUUCAUCCAAAAUAACACUUCGUGUUCUGGAAAUAUAUGUACAUAUGUAUAAUAAGUUCAAACAAUACUGUGAUAAUUUUAUAAAUAAUGUUUAGCGUACAAUCGACGAAAGAUAUUCGUCUUCCGGCGGAACCGCAGCUUCCUCCGUGAUAAAUAGCAGAUAUUUCGUGAAUUUUUAAAAUGUUCUUAUUAGAUCGAUAUCACUGAUUCACAAGCGUAUUGAUGUUAAAUUUCAUUAUAAUUUGAUCAACUAAUAAGAAAAGAUUUGUAAUAUAUAUAAUUAAUUUAAGAUAUGCAAUUUAUAUGUGGCUCAUCUUUUUCAUUAUAUUCCUGCAUUAUUUUUUUGGAAAAAGCUCUAUUAAAAUAAUAAUAUUAACACAAAUAAUAAUAUUAAUACAAUUGUUAUAAAGGCGAUUGUAAUUAUAAAAAUAAUUUUAUAUUAGUUAUUAUAACUAUAUUGAUCAUGAUUAUAAUAUAUGAGAAAAGUUUAUAAUUUAAUUCUUUAUAUAAGUUAAAAAAAAUAAAACAAUUUUUAAACAAUGUGCAGCAAUAUAAAAAUAAAAAUAAUAAUUGUACUACAUUCCCUUUCGCAGCAACAAUAGAUUGUUGAAAGAUGUUGAAUUCAAUACGGUUUGUUGCUUUAAUAAAACAAUGUGUAGAGAAAUAUUAUAUACGUAAUAGUUAUGUACGCGUGCGUGAUUAUAUACGUUACAAAAGAAAAUGGAAGCUUGUGGUAAAUCAAUUAAUAACAUCACUGAAUCGGCAUUUUGUAUCGAGAAAAAGCUUCAUUCAUUUAAUCAAUUUGUAAAUAGUUGAAUAUGUAGUUAUGUCUAUCAAUC
This is a messenger RNA of Formica exsecta, 4697 nucleotides long. RefSeq names its product sodium-independent sulfate anion transporter (gene Esp). The coding region runs from base 988 to 2976 and encodes 662 amino acids. Gene Ontology annotation, biological process: transmembrane transport. The record is from RefSeq and is a predicted model, not a curated record. Gene Ontology annotation, molecular function: sulfate transmembrane transporter activity. Lineage: Eukaryota; Metazoa; Arthropoda; Insecta; Hymenoptera; Formicidae. Gene Ontology annotation, cellular component: membrane. The transcript is spliced from 11 exons.